Molecule: messenger RNA, 1638 nt
Organism: Hibiscus syriacus
Lineage: Eukaryota; Viridiplantae; Streptophyta; Magnoliopsida; Malvales; Malvaceae
Product: protein trichome birefringence-like 42
Exons: 4
Coding region: 49-1563 (504 amino acids)
Cellular component (GO): Golgi apparatus
Molecular function (GO): O-acetyltransferase activity
Source: RefSeq, a predicted model, not a curated record
UAUCCGGGGUGAAGCCAUAGCCCUGUCUUCAAGCAUCCUCAUUUAUCCAUGGGCAAUUCCACCAUCACUGAGACAUGGUGGCUUGUAACGUUUGCAAGCUUCAUUGUGGUUCUCAUAUUGUUCCUCAACCACAGCUCCGGUACCAACAAUAUAUCAGUGCUUCAGAAUCUAACCGUUCCGAUUACAGCUUCCAAUGGCUUUCCGAUGCAGUCUCCGACGCUCCCGAGCGUCGUCGAGAACGAACAACAAGUCAUACCUUCUAGUGUUCAACCUUGUAUACCUCUAACUGAAACAGAAACGCCCUCUUCUCAGAUUCCUUUGUCGGACUUGCGGGACAAGGAACCGGACUUCUUUGAUAGUGUGAAACAAGCAAACGCAUCCUCCCGACCGUCCUUUUCGGGUUCGCAGGAUGCAAAAGCGUUAGUUUUGAGUGAUAAAAUGGAAGAAAGCACAGGAGAUUCUUCUCCGGUUCAUGUGUUGGAGGGGCAAAGUCAAGAGCAACAAUCCAAGGACAAUGGUAACGAGGAGCCUGAGACAAUGGAGGAAGGAAGAAAAUGCAACAUCUUUGAAGGGAAAUGGGUUUACGAUCCUAUCGAGAGUCCUCUGUACGAUUCGGCAAUGUGUCCGUUUUUUAGCGAUACGGUGAGUUGUCGACGGAAUGGAAGAUCGGACAAGGAAUACGAGAAAUGGAGGUGGGAGGCUAAUGAGUGCAAGAUCCCUCGGUUUAAUGCCAAGGACAUGUUGGAGAGGCUCAGAGGGAAGAGAGUUGUAAUUGUUGGGGACUCCAUCAACCAUAGCCAAUUCGAAUCUCUUGCUUGCCUUUUGUAUUCUGCUAUACCCGACCGAUCUUAUGUCGAUGCUCGGAAACGGAUCUUCAGGUCAGAGUCUUAUCAGUUGGAUAUUGAGUUUCACUGGGCUGAAUUUCUUGUGGAAGUACUAGUGAACAAGAAGGAUGGCAAAAAGACUUUGAAACUCAACUCGCUCGUCCCGUCCGCUACGAAAUGGAAAGAUGCAGAUAUUAUGGUGUUCAACACUGGUCACUGGUGGGCGAACCGCCUUAGGUGGGACAUGUUUCGGUACAAACGGAAUGUGUUUGCAGAUAUGAAGAUCGAAACUGCAUUCAAGGUUGCAAUGAAGACAUGGUCUCGUUGGAUAGAGAGAAAUGUCGACACGAACAAAACAACAGUGUACUUCAGGGGCAUGUCCCCUCCGCAUUUUGGGAAAAACUGGUGCUACAAAUCAACCAGGCCCGCCAUGGACAAGCCGUACCUGGUGAAUUUCGGCAAAUCAUUGAAAGACAUCGUGGAGAAAACGCUCGAACGCAUGAGGACACCGGUGAAGUACUUGAACAUCACGAGACUGAGCGAGGAUCGUCCCGACGCUCAUUCAUCCAUUUACGGGACGAAGCAAGGGAAGCUACUGAUUGCAACCAAGCAGAAACCCCCAGCAAUGGUGGCAGAUUGCAGCCACUGGUGUCUGCCUGGUGUUCCUGACACAUGGAAUCACUUACUCUAUGCAUCUUUAGUCUUGGACAGCUCCUCCAAGGCCAUUUCCGCUACAUAAACUUGUCAUUGUUUUUGGUAAAUUCAUCACAAGGGGGGGAUUUGCUUUGGUCAGAAAAUCAAUCAUUAUUUAUUG